This is a messenger RNA of Phodopus roborovskii (desert hamster), 1552 nucleotides long. It is a transcript of the gene Acta1, whose product is annotated as actin alpha 1, skeletal muscle. Gene Ontology annotation, cellular component: actin filament; stress fiber; striated muscle thin filament. Lineage: Eukaryota; Metazoa; Chordata; Mammalia; Rodentia; Cricetidae. The record is from RefSeq and is a predicted model, not a curated record. The transcript has 7 exons. Bases 184 to 1317 code for a protein of 377 amino acids. Gene Ontology annotation, biological process: skeletal muscle thin filament assembly.
UGCCCGACACCCAAAUAUGGCUUGGGAAGGGCAGCAACAUUCCAUCGGGGCGGUGUGGUGAGAGCUCCCAGGGACUAUAUAAAACCUGAGCUAGGGGACACGCAGUCACACGGACGGACGUGAAGCCUCACAUCCCACCCUCGGCACCCAGGGCCAGAGUCAGAGCAGCAGAAACUAGACACCAUGUGCGACGAAGACGAGACCACCGCCCUUGUGUGUGACAAUGGCUCUGGCCUGGUGAAAGCAGGCUUUGCCGGGGAUGAUGCCCCCAGGGCUGUGUUCCCAUCCAUUGUGGGCCGCCCCAGACACCAGGGUGUCAUGGUGGGUAUGGGCCAAAAGGACUCCUAUGUGGGGGAUGAGGCCCAGAGCAAGCGAGGUAUCCUGACGCUGAAAUACCCCAUUGAGCAUGGCAUCAUCACUAACUGGGACGACAUGGAGAAGAUCUGGCACCACACUUUCUACAAUGAGCUUCGUGUGGCCCCUGAGGAGCACCCGACCCUGCUCACUGAGGCCCCCUUAAACCCUAAAGCUAACCGUGAGAAGAUGACCCAAAUCAUGUUUGAGACCUUCAACGUGCCUGCCAUGUAUGUGGCCAUCCAGGCGGUGCUGUCCCUCUAUGCCUCUGGCCGUACCACCGGCAUUGUGUUGGAUUCUGGGGACGGUGUCACCCACAACGUGCCUAUCUAUGAGGGCUAUGCCCUGCCACACGCCAUCAUGCGUCUGGAUCUGGCUGGACGUGACCUCACUGACUACCUGAUGAAGAUUCUCACCGAGCGUGGCUAUUCCUUCGUGACCACAGCUGAGCGUGAGAUCGUGCGCGACAUCAAAGAGAAGCUGUGCUAUGUGGCCCUGGACUUCGAGAAUGAGAUGGCCACAGCUGCCUCCUCCUCCUCCCUGGAGAAGAGCUACGAGCUGCCUGAUGGGCAGGUCAUCACCAUUGGCAAUGAGCGCUUCCGUUGCCCGGAGACGCUUUUCCAGCCCUCAUUCAUCGGUAUGGAAUCUGCGGGGAUCCAUGAGACCACCUACAACAGCAUCAUGAAGUGCGACAUUGACAUCAGGAAGGACCUGUAUGCCAACAAUGUCAUGUCAGGGGGCACCACCAUGUACCCUGGUAUCGCUGACCGCAUGCAGAAGGAAAUCACAGCUCUGGCUCCCAGCACUAUGAAGAUCAAGAUCAUCGCCCCCCCUGAGCGUAAGUACUCAGUGUGGAUCGGUGGCUCCAUCCUGGCCUCGCUGUCCACCUUCCAGCAGAUGUGGAUCACCAAGCAGGAGUACGAUGAGGCCGGCCCCUCCAUUGUGCACCGCAAAUGCUUCUAGGCGCACCUUCAUCUGUGUACACUCUCUCUCCUCAGGACGACAAUUAUGCUGCGGUUGCAGAGCGGCCCAUCCUCCGCCAUGCUCCAUCGAUGCCACUGCAGCUGGCACCUGGUUUUGACCUGUACAUAGAUUGACUCGUUUUACCUCAUUUUGUUAUUUUCCAAACAAAGCCCUGUGGAAGGAAAUGGAAAACUUGAAGCAUUAAAACCAGCCAUUCUGUUUUGCUGCAAUAAAA